UCCGUGUACUUUGAAAAUAUCUGGGGAGAGCCGUCAGUGGAAGUCAAAACCGGUAACCGCGCGAUUCAGUCUUUUGUAAGAAAAACUGAUGGUUAAUUUGAUUUAGCACAAUUUAUAGUAGCAAAUAUUCGCAAACAUCUGUAAUUUAUUACACUACGCUACGGUCGUUGUGUUCAUGGAAUAGUGGUUUAUGCCAAUACGAACAAAGGCCUAUUGUUUCAACGGUUGAUGGAAGAAUGGGAGCUCUGAUGGGCAUCUUUGCCAGUACGGUGCUACCUGUGCUGGCGAUCCUGUUUGUAGGAGCCAUUGCGGUAAUCAAUCUAUUUCUUAACAUACGGAAACGUUUCUCAGUUCGGGUGAACUGCUGGUUCUGCAACCGAAGCACCAAAGUCCCGUACGAUAAUUCCAACUCGUGGGUUUGUCCUAGCUGCACUCAGUACAAUGGUUUUACGGAAGACGGCGAUUACAACCGGGAAAUUCCGGAACAGUUUCAGUGUCGCUUGAACCCCACCUCAAACAUUACCGAUGACGAUAAAAUCUCCUAUUCUGUGCCAUAUAAUGGGCUCUGCUUCGGCUGUAAUCGCAAUCAGGAACUUAAGAUCCAUCAGCUGGCGUCGUUUGUUCCGGACGUGGAAGAGAAUUACGACUUCGAAGUGGAAGAAUAUCAGCGACAGUUGGAGCAAACCUACAAGUUGUGUUCGCGCUGCGAACGUGUCCUCAAGCGUACGUUGAAUGAAGUCAAGCGUAACAUUCUUGGCUCCAAACUGGCCCAAAUUGGAACCAAAGGACUGAAGGUGCUAGAUUUGCAUAUGGCAGCCAGUGAUAAGCAGAAUGCUUUCCAGAAGCGACAGACGGUCGCAUCUCUUUGCUUAUGGAUGAUCAUCGUUCUACUGGCGGUAAAGAUCGGCCAACGUGUGGUUCAGGUUGAGCUUAGUCGAGAUCGGCUUGAGAUGGUGUUUAGUUCGACGGUUACUCAAACGAUCCUGAUUGCUGUUUCGUAUCUGCUUGCGAUCCGACACACGCUAACGACCCUUUGGAACGGUAUUUGGGAGCAACCAGCAGUUGUAGACGGUCUCAAUCAGCUGAGCACGGUAAAGGAGUUUCUUGUCAGCGGGUGGCAACGACACGGCAUAGAUAUUUCGGAAACUGUUUCCGAUGGGGACCAUGAAUUAUCAAAAGGAAUGAGUGAUAAUGGUCUUCUCAAUUUGGCACUACUGGCGCUGGCAGCGAUGUUGCUUGGCGCAAAAUCACACGUCGACUGUUCCAAACCAAUUGUGUUAAUGUUGUGCUGUGUGGGCGAAAUGGUUUUCGGCACUGAGUAUGGUUUAGCUCUAUUGGGAAAGGAAUCGUCCCACGUGUUGGUCGAGGUAUUCCUAUCAUUCAUCGCUCUGAUUGCAGCAAUCGGCUGUUUAGGCCAAACAGCUCCCAAAAUUCAACCAUCGGACGACCUAAACACCAGCUUUCAUAAAAUCUACUCCCAGCAAGCAACCGAGUGUGACUAUUCGGAUGCAUCGGAACAUCAUCAACAAAGCCAGACUUUCGCCAAUGACGCGAGUGUCAAGUCUAUGGACACAACUAAAUCAAUUAGCCCUUCCGUUCUGUCCGCUUCGACGGUUCGUCCCUUCCUGGACUGUUCCUUCAGUGUCCUUUCCUCGCCAAAAUCAACCUUCGGUGGGUCCGUUUUGAGUGUCAAUCGCUUAAAUACCACUAUUCAAGAGCAACCGACUCGAACGUUCAGUCGGCAAAGUCUGCUUCAACCGGAAAGCUCUUUAUUGAAGACACCUUCCUUCUCCGUGGAUAAUUUUACCACUGCCACCACCGCUGCGCCCGUUAAUCGCGGUUUCCACAAAUACGGCUACUCGAUGAAUGCCUUAAACCACUCGACUUUCAUGGAAGACCGCUUUGGCGAUGAUAUCGAUCGGUUGAGUAUCAGCGGUCGAAUGUCCGUCUCCCGGAAGGAUCUCUCAAUGGUCAAUAAUCCGUUCGCAACACAUCAUGUCGAUAACGACGAUAGUUUCUCACUGCGCCAUCGAAAAGUAACCAUUUCUCCGCCAAAAUUAGGUGCAAUCGCCGAAUCCGGUAGUUCCUGGAUCGCCGGAGGCUACUGGGGCAUGUCACCACAAAAGAACGAACCAGAAUCGAGUGGAACGAUCGGUGCUUUCUCCCAGCAACCCUUCAUGUCUCGAACAUCCUCGCAAAGUUCCGGUUUCGAAUCGCAACCGACUCGUCGUCCAACGCCGGAAGAACCACCAACGGAUCUCGAUCGCGUGUCGCUAUUCUCCGAACCUGCUGCAAUCUUCCAUCAAUCCCAACAAUCAAACCCUCGGCUAAAUCAAUCGCUCACAUUUCCAGUGUCGCAACAUUCGCCUGUUCCAUCCUUUGUUCCGUUUGCUAGCAGCAGCAGCCGCAAUCUGUUUGGAGAACGCAGUCUUUUCCAGCAGAACCCGUCGGUAAAAAUGGCGAUGACGCAAAGGCAACCGUUUCCACCGCAGCAAUCGCAAACACCGCCGGUUUUUGGAGGUGGCGGUCUAUCUACAGCCACUCAGUUCCAGCACCUAUCAUCCGGGUUUGGUCCAUUUUUACAGUCUGCUAGGAAACCAGCGGAGGUUGCUAACGGCAGUCAUAGACGUAGUCUGCUCAAUCUGAGUAAGUUGGGUGAACUGCCGGAAGAGAAUUGUUCCGCUCCGGACAAAUGAUGUUCACGAAACUGUUAGGAAAUUUGUAGGGUAGGUUUUUCGUAUUUUUUAUUGUUCAUUUUGUUGUAGUCUAAGAACGGAAUAGUUUUAAACUUUUUUUUUCGUUAUGAUUAAGUAAUUUGUAAUAUCAAGUAACGUUUCAUUUUUGUGUGAUAAUACUCGACUGAUGUGAAAAUGAAAAAAAAUCGACCAACAACAAAACAGUCCUCCUUGUUAAAACCAAUUAAGCAACAAACAGAAAUAGUCUUUCAAUCUUCAACGCACACAUAAGGUCCGUAGCAUUUUCAAACCAUAACACAGCAGACUGCCGAGAACUUUAAAAGAUAUUGUUAGUGUAAGUUAUAAAUGAGUUGAUGGUGAAUAAAUUAGACACCAAAAUAUAUAUUCUGCUGAAGUAUUUA
Molecule: messenger RNA, 3097 nt
Organism: Topomyia yanbarensis
Lineage: Eukaryota; Metazoa; Arthropoda; Insecta; Diptera; Culicidae
Exons: 3
Coding region: 237-2696 (819 amino acids)
Biological process (GO): nuclear migration along microtubule
Cellular component (GO): nuclear membrane
Molecular function (GO): lamin binding; actin filament binding
Source: RefSeq, a predicted model, not a curated record